CUCUAACUCAUUUAUUCAAACCCUUUCUCUAAAAAAAGCAAACUGCUUCUCUCCUUUCCCAUCUCCCUAUUUUUUUGACUCCCUGGGUUUCCCUCUGCUCAUCAAAAUAACCAAUCAAGCCAUAUGGUAAAACAGCAAAAGGAAGACCUUGCUGUGGCAAUCAUUAACUCUCUCCAAGCCCGGGAUAAAGAGGAAGAGAAAGAGCUUGACCUCGGAUCUGAAGAGCCUGAGGUUCCAUUGCCCCUUACUCUCACUUCCAGGGUUUUAUACAUGUUGGGAGACAUAACUGCUGCACAGGCACAAAAGUUCAGCCAAUGGUUGGAACUGGUCCGUAAAAGAAGCGGGAGAUACCGAUCUUCUGGCUUCCAACACUCCCACAAGCUCGAUUUUAUGCCAUUUAGUGCAGAAGAAUCGUCUGCUAAUUCAAAGGGUCGUCUGCCUCCUGAACAAGCUCCUGAAAUUAGUUUGUGGGAAAGACUAGUUAAAGCUUCCAUGUUGGACAUUGAAUCAAGCUCUUUUUCAUGGGACAUGCUUUCUUCACUUCACCGUGCCGAGCAUAGCAGCAGCACUGAGCAUUCUGAGGAUGAACAAAAUAAAGCCCUUGAGGUCACUGUAAAUUCUGGGGGAGUUGUUUUCUUUGCAUUAUUCAACCAACCUGGGAUUGGUGAUUCUUCUCCAAAUGAAGCAGCUGCUGUUAUAAAAUUUUCAUCUUCAAGGAUGGCCACACAAUCAGAACGCCUUGGGUAUGAAUUUGCAAAGUGGCUAGGAGUCCGAACCCCUCAGGCAAGAGUCAUCCAUAAUUCGAGCCCAGAGUGGCUUCAAAUCAAGGAAGCAGCAGAAAAAACAAGAGUUAGAGCAACUUCAGAAGGAGAUGAAGUAGGUGAAGUCAUAUGUUCAGAACUCCUGGAGGCUCUUGAACUUAGCCGAUGUCUCCUUCUAAUGAGUUAUGUUCAUGGGUCUCCAUUAAUGGAAAGCUCAAGUGCAUUUGAGUCACAGGAAACUGCAGAAAAAACUGCAGCAGCUCUCGGCAGGAUCUUGUUGCUAGACCUUGUCAUCAGAAAUGAAGAUAGACUUCCUUGCCGUCAACUAAGAUGGCGUGGAAAUACUGCCAAUCUGUUGUUAGCAGACAAAAUGUCUUCUGCAAAUACGGACACUUUGGAAGAACUGUUUGAUUCUGCAGUUAAUCACUACCGUCCAAGGAUGAUUAGAGCUCUUCAAAAAGAAAGAAGGUCAAGUUCAGUACUGGUAUCACAGGGCUCUGAUCUUUCUGAAAUCUUAGAAUCACCAAAAUUUUGUGAAAUGAGCCUAAGAAGUGAAGGAUCUGGGGAAUUAAUCUUUUCUCAUUCUCACAUUGUUGCUAUAGACUCAGGUGUUCCCCGCAGACCUCCUGCUGGCAAACGUGCUAAUGACCAUGCAGUUUAUCCAAAGUUGGUUGAGUUACUUCUCAACUGCUCUGACUACUCUUCUAAUCUUCUACAUGAUGUAACGGUUGGAAAAUUAGGUACUCCUUCCUCAGAAGAUGCUGACACAACUGAUACACAUGCAACCGAAAUGACAUCAGCUGUUCAGGGAUUUCAUAGUGGCUUCCGUGCUGCUUUAAGGGAUUUGCAGGGUUUCCAUAUAUUCUUACUCACACUUCACCAGAAACUAGACAACUUGUUAAGACAAUUUUUGAGCAUUAUAAACAAAACACUGUCAGUGGACUAUGAGAAGGAGGAUUGUGUUAAUCUUGAGUCACCUUUUCCACCUGUUGUUCCUGGAGAUGUUUCUUCUCAAUUUCCUCCUAACAAGGAACGGGUCCUUAGUGAUAAUCAACCAGAAUAUGGUGAUUCAGAGUCACAGAGGACAGCUCCUAAGUCAUCAUCUUCAGGUCAUAAAGAAAGCACAGACUCUAGUUCUCCAAUGUCACGGGAAAGUUGGCAAGGAAAGUGCCAUAGAGGAAAUGCAGAGCAGCUUCGUAGCCUGCGUUUAACAGCUAAGCUCCGUGACUUCCAUAAAUUUGCCAAGGUUGAUGCUGAGUCAAGUAAAGAACUGGAACAGUGGAACGAGAUGCUCAAAAAUGAUGUGGUCAAACUCUGCCAGGAGAACAAUUUUAUUUCAGGAUUUUUUGAGGGUAGUGAUAGUCAUAGCGUUGUAGAUGCUUACGAACUGAAGGUCAGGCUAGAGCACAUUCUUGAGAGAAUUGGAUUGAUAUCUGAGGCUGCCAACACAGAGAAGCCUUCUUUAAUCACUCAUAGUGAAAUUGGACAGUCUGACUGUCAGUACCCUGACCUUUUUCAGUAUAAAAACUAUUCUAUUUGUGACAGUGAAGAUACAAACAUUGGCAGUAUCUUUGAAGAAGCAUCAGAUUUUAUUGAUCAUGUUGAACAAACAGGUGGAAAGGUCCUAGUCCAUUGCUUUGAAGGAAGAAGUAGGAGUGCCACAUUAGUACUAGCAUACUUGAUGCUUCGAAAGAACUUAACUCUGUUAGAAGCUUGGACUGCCCUGAAGCGAGUUCAUCGCAGAGCCCAGCCUAAUGAUGGGUUUGCCAAGAUCCUACUGGAUCUUGAUCUGAAACUGCAUGGGAAAGUUUCAAUGGAGUGGCAUCAAAGAAAACCACUAAUGAAAGUCUGUCCCAUCUGUGGGAAGAAUGCUGGUCUGAGCAGCAGCUCACUCAAGCUUCAUUUGCAGAAAUCACACAAGCGGUUCUCAUCAGGGAGUGUGGACAGUGCAAUGACGAUAGAAAUUCAAAAGGCUCUUGAUGCGCUCAAAAUAAACCGUAGUGGUAGCGUCAGCCCCACUCCAAGGCAGUCUCAUUCAGUUAUGGAUGCAUAGAACUAGCAACUAGCUAGUUCAGUUUAGCGUGAAGGAGUGAACUGAUGAAUUGUUAUUUCUUCAUAAAUUAUUAAUAGGGGA
Molecule: messenger RNA, 2895 nt
Organism: Rubroshorea leprosula
Lineage: Eukaryota; Viridiplantae; Streptophyta; Magnoliopsida; Malvales; Dipterocarpaceae
Source: the annotation of a GenBank genome assembly